GUGGUUUCAGACGAGGCGAGAGCCAUGUACAAUGGAGGAACGGCGGGUUUGACAUAUUGGAGCCCAAACGUGAACAUAUUCCGAGAUCCGCGGUGGGGACGUGGUCAGGAAACUCCCGGCGAAGACCCUAUCUUGGCCGGAAAAUACGCUGCCGCAUACGUUCGGGGGCUGCAGGGCAACGGGCAGGGAAACAGGCUGAAGGUGGCCGCUUGCUGUAAGCAUUACACUGCCUAUGAUCUCGACAAUUGGAAUGGCGUGGACCGUUACCAUUUCAAUGCCAAGGUGAGUAAGCAGGAUUUGGAGGACACGUAUAACGUGCCGUUCAAGGCGUGUGUGGUGGAAGGGAAGGUGGCGAGCGUGAUGUGUUCUUACAAUCAGGUCAACGGAAAGCCCACGUGCGCUGACCCUGAUCUGCUAAAGAACACCAUCCGGGGCACGUGGGGGCUUGAUGGGUAUAUAGUGUCGGAUUGCGAUUCUGUUGGAGUGUUGUAUGAUAACCAGCAUUUCACCUCCACGCCCGAAGAAGCCGCUGCUUCCACCAUCAAAGCUGGCUUGGACUUGGAUUGUGGACCAUUCUUGGCGGUGCAUUCGGCGAGCGCCGUAGGCAAAGGGUUGCUAAAGGAGGCCGACGUAAACAACGCCUUGUCUAACUUAUUAGCAGUCCAAAUGAGGCUCGGAAUGUUCGACGGCGAACCAUCAACCCAACCCUACGGCAACUUGGGCCCAAAAGACGUCUGCACUCCGGCCCACAAACACCUAGCCCUCGAAGCGGUGCUGGUUCUGAUGUCCGGUGGGCCCAUUGAUGUUUCGUUUGCUAAAAAUGAUCCUCGAAUUAGUGGUAUUCUUUGGGUUGGAUAUCCCGGCCAAGCCGGUGGCGCCGCCAUUGCUGAUGUCCUCUUUGGCACCACUAAUCCCGGAGGAAAAUUGCCCAUGACCUGGUACCCACAGAGCUACCUUGCGAAGGUGCCAAUGACGAACAUGGGCCUCCGACCCGACCCAUCGACGGGGUAUCCGGGUCGAACCUACCGGUUCUACAAGGGUCCAGUCGUUUUCCCAUUUGGGUUCGGUCUAAGCUACUCAAGGUUCACCCACUCAGUCGAAGCCCCAACCAAAGUCUCGGUCUCCCUUUCAAAUCUCCGACCCGGUCCCACUCCCAACUCCACCUUCUCCAACGGUUCGAUCAAAGUCUCGCACGCCAACUGCGACUCGAUCUCCAAUCUUGGCCUCCACAUCGACGUCAAAAACUCCGGAACCGUCGAUGGCUCCCACACGGUUCUUGUUUUUGCAACUGCUCCCAACGAAAAGUUGUUUCCGAAUAAGCACUUGAUUGGGUUCGAGAAGGUCCACGUGCCGGCCGGGUCGGAGCAGCGAGUCAGGAUCGGAAUCCAUGUCUGCGAACAUCUUAGCCAAGUCGACCGGUCCGGAACUCGGAUAAUUCCGACCGGUGACCACACGCUCCAUAUUGGAGAUCUUACUCAUUCAAUAUCUCUUCGAGCUGAUUUACAAGAUAUUAAAUUCUGAUUAAAUACCAUAAAAAAGUUGAUUACAAAAAAAUUUAUUGUAAAUAAGUGAUAAUGUAAUUCGAUUAUAAGAUGUGUAUGGAAGUAUUGUUAAUGCCUCAACGCGGCAAACAUGCGAGGGGCAGUUUGGGUAUUUUAACAAGUGUAAAUUUGUGAUUUGACAGAUAAUCUCUGUCUUCUAAUAAUGAAGCUUGGGUUGUUUCUAUGUUAUACUUUUAA
Messenger RNA from Momordica charantia (bitter melon), 1739 nucleotides. The record is from RefSeq and is a predicted model, not a curated record. Lineage: Eukaryota; Viridiplantae; Streptophyta; Magnoliopsida; Cucurbitales; Cucurbitaceae.